AUGGCGGCGGCUGCGGCUCUUCCGACCUUCCCCAGACUGGUCUUCACCGUCUUCGAGCCCAUCUCACUCGUCGGCGGUUUCCUAGGCGCCGUUAUCAACCCGGAUUGGUUCAUAUCCGAGCAGAUCGUGCAGGGCGCCAUCUCGGCCGCCGUGCCAGCUCCGGAAUCUGAUAAUGCCCGUCUCGUGGCCCUCCAGCUCGGAAACAUCUACCUGCUCAUGGCCAUGGUUGGGCUAGCCGUGCUCAACCUCACCAACGAGCUGAAAGUCGUGCGCGGCUACCUCGUUGCUCUUUGGAUAGCCGACCUUGGUCACAUUUACGUAUGCUACCACGUUAUGGGCCUCGACCGCUUCCUCGACGUGGCGAGCUGGAACUCCAUGGCCUGGGGUAACGUGGGAGUCACGGCCCUUCUCUGCCUGACCAGGACGGCUUACCUUUUAGGCCUCUUCGGAAAGGAUGCUCCUCUCAAGAACUUGGAAAAGAAGCAGCAAUGA
Colletotrichum fioriniae is the source of this 492-nucleotide messenger RNA. RefSeq lists its product as uncharacterized. NCBI's taxonomy places the organism in Eukaryota, Fungi, Ascomycota, Sordariomycetes, Glomerellales, Glomerellaceae. The record is from RefSeq and is a predicted model, not a curated record.